AUGAGCCAGGAAAUGGAGACGUUGGAGGCCCGUCUUGCCAGCUUCGAGGCGGUACUGCAGCCCGGGAGACGGCGGAAUUCGAGUGCAAAAUCCACGAAACCAAUAACCUGGCCGCAUAUCAGGCCUUCGCCAGCUGAGCUGGCGCAUGCAGGUUUCUACUAUGAACCCUACGAGACGAACCCUGAUAAUACAAGAUGCUUCCUAUGCGAGAGUGCACUUGAUGGGUGGGAGGAAGAGGACAAUCCAAUCACAGAACACCUGACAUUAUCGCAAAACUGUGGGUGGGCGAUUAUGAAGGAUAUCGAGCGGCAUAGCUCAAACCCCGCCGAGAUUGAAGACCCGACAAGCGAGAAGAUUUCCGGAGCCAGGUCAGCAACAUUUGGCUUAUAUUGGCCGCAUGAUGGAAAAAAGGGCUGGAUAUGUCAGUCGGAAAAGAUGGUCGCCGGUGGUUGGUACUUCUGCGCCAACGAAGAGAGUAACGACCUGGCUAGCUGCGCCUAUUGCAAAUUGUCUCUCGAUGGAUGGGAACCAAAGGAUGAUCCUUAUGAGGAACAUUACCGAAGAUCUUCAGAUUGUUCCUUCUUUGUGUUUGCGCAGAAUCCCAACAAAAAGACAAAGGCCUCCCGGUCGAAAAAGUCACGAACCUCCAAGGCGUCUCGUCUCUCGACACAGUCCACCGCCUCGGAAGCACCUACGGUGGAUCUUGAGGACCAGGUUGAUGAGAUUCUUGUGUCAGAAACGUCCUCCAAGACAAAGAACACCAAAAAGUCAUCUAGAUCCAAGGCGAAAACCACAAAGUCAAAGGAGGCAGACACGGUGGAUACGGAUGACCAGAUGGAUGUUGAUGGUACCGCAUACGAAGACCCUGAACCUCCGAAGCCAAAGCGCGCGACCAGAGGCAAGAAACGCACGAGUGAAGAGGUUAGCCAGAGCUACGGGAACGAGGUCGACACAGAAACGACGGAACAGCCUGAGCCAGCUCCCAAAAGGCGAGCAACAAGAACACGCAACAGCACUAUUCAACAGGAUUAUGGUGCUUCGAACGAUGUGACUACAGCGGUUACAGAAGAGCGAAGCGAGGUUGCUCCCCAGGAAGAGGAGCCAAAGAAGGGCCGUCGGACCAAGAAAAACGCAUCAACAAAAGGCCGCCAAGUCUCUGAAGUCUCAGCAUCAAAAACACCUCCGACCUCACGCACACCUGACGAUGCCGAGCUGGAUGCGGCACUUGAAGCUGACCUUGAAGCGGAUCCGCCAAGCCCCGAAGAGAAACGCGCAGAGACAACCACUAAGCAGACGUCGAAGAAAUUGAAGUCCAGCAAGAAAUCCAAGCCGAGUCCAGAAGCACAAAAUCCCACAGAUACGCCAGAACACGACGAGAGACAAAAUAUACCGGACGAAAUCCCUGAGGAGGAUCAGGUAGAGCCUGUCGAAACAGAGCCGCGGACCCAGGCAAAAUCAAGCAAGAGCUCCGGCAAACGCAAAGCCAAGGGAUCUAAAUCGCAAGAGAAGGUCUCCAAAUCUCGGGAAUCACCCAGGAUUGAGAGAGAGGAUGCUGAAGCAACUGCUCCUAAACGCCAUGGGCCUCUCGUGUCCGUGGAAAUAUCAACUAAGAAACCAGAACGAUUGACCGAAGCGGAACCCCCAAGCGAUGAGGAAGCACCGAAACCUAAGAAAGCGUCUGCAGGCAAGAGCACGAAACCAAAGAAACAAAGUGAAUCGCCAGCGAAACCGCCUGAGCCUGAACCCGAACCCGAGCAAGAGGAAGAGGACGAAGGACACAUCGAAGACGUUCAAGACCAAGAGCCUGCACAAGUCGGUUCGCCAGAACGGAGCGAAGCAACACCAGAACAGGAACCAGAGCAUGAGAAACAACCUGAAGAUCUAUCUGCUCGCCGGUCAUCACGCCGGUCAUCAGGUAUUCCGCCGAAAACGAUUGAAAGGUACAGCGACAUUCCGCAGGAGAAGCAAUUUGCAAAAAGCUUGACAGACUCGCAUACCUCGGAUACCCCCGUUCAGCAAAAGAAUACUAGACAAUUCGAAAGACCGGCCAGCGGUUCCAUAUCGCCCUUUCCAUCGACCCCUCGAGAAUCAGCGUCUCUAUCGCCACAGUCCUCUGACGCUGAAAACCAACCGCCAUCCACUAAGCCUUCGGCGUCACGGAAUUUUGCAACGUCCCCGUCCAAACAACCUUCUGAGCGAACUCCCUUGGCGGUUGGUACACCAUCACCAUCCAAGCGGAAUGCAAAUGCAGGCGGCUUGAAGACAUCACGCCCUUGGACUCCGAUUGACAUCGAGGGUAUUCUCUUUGCAAGGGAUGGCGACAAGGAGAACGCCAGUCCGGGAGGUAAAGCAAGCGGAAGCUUGACUAGUCCGGAGAAGAAGAUGACGGUGGAGGAGUGGAUUCUCUGGAAUGCAAAGAACGGAGAGGAGCGAUUGAAACAGGAGUGCGAAAGGCUUGUCAGCCAAUUCGAAAAGGAGGGAGGACGGGCCAUGCGCGUUUUGGAGGGUAUUGAAUGCAUUGAUUAA
This is a messenger RNA of Aspergillus chevalieri, 2526 nucleotides long. RefSeq lists its product as uncharacterized. Lineage: Eukaryota; Fungi; Ascomycota; Eurotiomycetes; Eurotiales; Aspergillaceae. The record is from RefSeq and is a predicted model, not a curated record. Bases 1 to 2526 code for a protein of 841 amino acids. The transcript has 4 exons.